Acipenser ruthenus (sterlet) is the source of this 2934-nucleotide messenger RNA. Its product is annotated as E3 ubiquitin-protein ligase Praja-2. NCBI's taxonomy places the organism in Eukaryota, Metazoa, Chordata, Actinopteri, Acipenseriformes, Acipenseridae. The transcript is spliced from 9 exons. The coding region runs from base 50 to 2251 and encodes 733 amino acids. The record is from RefSeq and is a predicted model, not a curated record.
AUCUUAGUCUCCUGAUUAAGAAUUGACUCCACCUGCUCCAUAGAGUAAUAUGACUUUCUGGAAUGAGGAAAUCAAGGACCAUUGGAUGAAAAUCAACCAUUUAUUAAAUCUGGAGACAAAUAGUCAAAGGAAAUAUCUUGAUGAAGAAAUGGGUCAGGAAGCAGGCAAGCCAGCCUGGCCCAAACCAGCAGGAGGCUAUCAGACAAUCACAGGAAGGAGAUAUGGAAGAAGACACGCUUACAUCAGUUUUCGUCCAACCUUGGCCAAACAAGAAAAUUCAUCCAAAGAGAACAGCGGGGAGUGUGGAGGAAUGGAGAUGAACAGUGUGCACAAGGAGAAUGCUUUAUCAUCAACUGGGGCCAUCAGCUCAACAUUACACACUAUAUUCCCUGCAGCAAAUAAUUCAGUUCUGCCAGAAAUUAACGGAGCAACAAUAUUCAAGGAAGGUUCUGGCAGGAAAAAUGCAGCGUCAAAGAAAGGUAUUGACACUGCUGGUUGCUCAUUUAAAAUGUUGGAGGAUGAGCAAAUUUCGUCCAAUAAUUCUGAGAACGGUUCCGGACCAAAGAAAAGUUCAGAGGCCUGUGCUUGGCCAACCCUGGAAGAUAAUGAAACAUGUCCUAGAAGCCCAGCUGGACCGGGUUUUGUAAAUAUUGACUCUUAUGAGCCUGAGAGCAAUGGUGGGGAGGAAGAUGACCUAUCUGUGGACUCAUCAAUAGGAACGCGUCCUGGACUUCAGAAGCGAUUAGAUAAUAUGAUUUGUGAGUUGGAGAAGGAAUUUGACUAUCUCAGUGGUCUACACUCCUACUUGUACACAAAGUCAUGUGAGGAAGUUGAACCUGUGCCCAGAAAUGGGUGCUGUGGUACAGACCUUGAAGAAUCCAGUGAAAACAAUAGAAUGUUUCAGAGGAGAUUGUCUAGGCUAACUGAGGAAAGUUUAGAUAAAUCUAAAUGUGAUGAGAAGCUAAACGAGUUAGAUAUUGCUGAGGCAGCCAGCACCCCAGUGAGUGAUCGCAGCAUUCAAAUCUCUGAUGGUAACAAUGACCAGGGGUCAUCGUCUUCAGAGAUGGUGGUGAGACCAAAAGUAAGGAAGCAACAUGGUGAAGGCAACCUAGAGCGAAGGAAACGCUCCCAGUCAGAUGACUCAAAACAUGGGACCAGCAGACCAAAGAAACCUUUGGAUGGCCAAUGGAGUGCUAAUACCCCUUUCUUAAUGACUCACACAGAAAAAGUGAGCAAGGAAUCCCGAUGUGAGUCUGCACGUACUGAAUCUGCCAGUAAAGGAGCAAAGCAAGCUGAAGGAAAAAAGAAAGCAAUAGAGUUGCAAAGUUGUAAGCAUGACGAAGAGGAUGACCUCUGGGAAGAUUUUGAAGAACUCCAAAAAAGUUGUGCAUCCUUUGGCAAAGAUGAUGAUAGUUCUGAAUGCAGUGAAGGAGAAUGGUCUCCUACCUGGACCUCUGAUUCUGCUGUGGACAAGGAGCAGUCCUCCAGUGAUGAAAGCUGGGAGACACUCCCUGGAUUGGAUGAACCAGAACAUGAGAUUCAGAGCAGCAGCAGUAGCAGCUUGGAUGAUGUUCCAGAGCUCAACUUUCAUUCUGAAGAGCAAGCAUCCUUAGAAGAUGGAGAAAUCCCUUGGCUUCCCUACCAAGAGGAAACGGAUAGCAGCAGUGAUGACGAUACAGACGGAAUGAGCCAGUUUGUUCACCCAGGUCUUUUUAUGUUAGAUGGGAACAACAACUUUGAAGACGAUUCCAGUGUGAGUGAAGAUUUUGAUGCUGAGUGGAGAUUACUAGAUGAAUUUGGUGAAGGUUUUGGAGUGGCUCAAGCUUUUUCCUAUGUGGACCCACAGAUGCUUACUUACAUGGCUCUUGAAGAGCGGUUAGCUCAGGCUAUGGAGGCUGCCCUGGCUCAUCUUGAGUCUUUGGCUAUUGAUGUUGAACAAGCUCACCCCCCAGCCACUGAAGAAAUCAUUGAUUGUCUGCCACAGAUUACAGUGCUGGAAGAUCACCACGGCCAGGAACAGUGUUGUGCCAUCUGCUGCUGUGAAUAUAUGAAAGAUGAAAUAGCAACAGAACUUCCCUGUCGUCAUGUAUUUCAUAAAUCCUGUGUGACCCGAUGGUUACAAAAGUCGGCAACAUGUCCGGUGUGCCGCCAUGUCCUGUCCCCUGCGCUCCCUGACUCCACUGUGGCUACAACCUUUGUGUUGGAUCACGACACUCCUCCAUCCACCCACAGCGCGGCAGGAACACGGUGAAGAACAAAAAACAUUUGUUAGAUUAAAACAAAAAAAAGAAAAAAGAAAAGGAAACAUUUUUUUUAGUUAUUAUUAUUUCAAUGCUAUAAGAUACCGAAAACCUUAUAGAAAUAUACUACAGACUAAAACCUCUAAUAUGUGACAUGUUUAAUCACUGAUUUUAGUUUAACAAGUGUGAAAUAUUUAAAAUGGUGAAGUCUCAGUGACAGGCUGCACCUAUUUUCUGAGAAAAUAUUGUCAUGCUGUCUUAACAAGCAUUUGUUAUAUUUCUGUUUUUGUUUUAAAAGAAAAAAAAAUACAAAAAAAACUUGUAAAUGGUUAGAUGAAUGGGGCUUUUCUGAAGCAAUCUUGCAUUGAAAUGUCAAAAUAAGUUUAGUGCAAUAAAGAUAGUAUUACAUUUGCUUUUACUAAUAAAUAAAUUCACAGAGUAUGGUUUUAAGUUAUUCACAUACGAACCAGUGAACUUAGUCAUUUGGAAAAGAGGCUGACUCAAACCCAGUAGAGAUCCUUCAUUUUCAUGAUGUUUGUCCUCUAACUGGACAAUUCACCAUUGCUUUCUGCUUUUCAGCAGCUGAACUGUUCUAUUUAAAUAAGUGCAUUGCUUAUUAUGUACCUUACCAGUAUACUGGAUUGCUAAAUGCUGGCUAUUACGGUCCCAAUGUUCAAUAAAGGCUGUAACUUUG